AUGUCCAAAGCUGUUGGUAUUGAUUUAGGUACUACAUACUCCUGUGUUGCUCACUUUGCUAAUGAUAGAGUUGAUAUCAUUGCAAAUGACCAAGGUAACAGAACUACUCCAUCCUAUGUUGCCUUCACCGACACUGAAAGAUUGAUUGGUGAUGCAGCAAAGAACCAGGCUGCAAUGAACCCACACAACACUGUCUUUGAUGCUAAGAGAUUGAUUGGUAGAAAGUUUGUUGACCCAGAAGUCCAAACUGAUAUGAAGCACUUCCCAUUCAAGAUUGUUGAUGAUGCUGGCAAGCCAAAGAUUCAAGUCGAAUAUAAGGGUGAAACCAAGGUUUUCACUCCAGAAGAAAUCUCUUCUAUGGUUUUAGGUAAGAUGAAGGAAAUUGCUGAAGCUUAUCUUGGUUGUAAGGUUAACGAUGCUGUUGUUACUGUUCCAGCUUACUUCAAUGAUUCUCAAAGACAAGCUACCAAGGAUGCAGGUGCAAUUGCUGGCUUAAACGUUUUAAGAAUUAUCAAUGAACCAACUGCUGCUGCAAUUGCUUAUGGUUUAGAUAAGAAGAAUGAAGAAGGUGAAAAGAAUGUCUUGAUUUUCGAUCUUGGUGGUGGUACUUUUGAUGUUUCUUUAUUGUCCAUUGAAGAAGGUAUCUUUGAAGUCAAGGCUACUGCAGGUGAUACCCAUUUAGGUGGUGAAGAUUUCGAUAACAGAUUAGUCAACCACUUUGCCAACGAUUUCAAGAGAAAGCACAAGAAGGAUUUGACUGGAAACCCAAGAGCAAUGAGAAGAUUAAGAACUGCUUGUGAAAGAGCAAAGAGAACUUUAUCUUCUUCUGCUCAAACUUCUAUUGAAAUUGAUUCCUUAUUUGAAGGUAUUGAUUAUUACACUUCUAUAACUAGAGCAAGAUUUGAAGAAUUAUGUCAAGAUUUAUUUAGAUCUACUUUAGACCCAGUUGAAAAAGUCUUGAAGGAUGCUAAAUUGGACAAGUCCAGUGUUGACGAAAUUGUUUUAGUUGGUGGUUCUACUAGAAUUCCAAAGGUUCAAAAGUUAGUUUCCGACUACUUCAAUGGUAAGGAACCAAAUAAGUCCAUCAACCCAGAUGAAGCUGUUGCUUAUGGUGCUGCUGUUCAAGCUGCUAUCUUGACUGGUGACCAAUCCUCUAAGACUCAAGAUUUAUUAUUAUUGGAUGUUACCCCAUUAUCUUUAGGUAUUGAAACUGCUGGUGGUGUCAUGACCAAGUUGAUUCCAAGAAACUCCACCAUUCCUUGUAAGAAAUCCGAAACUUUCUCCACUUAUGCAGAUAACCAACCAGGUGUCUUGAUUCAAGUCUUUGAAGGUGAAAGAGCUAGAACUAAGGAUAACAACUUGUUGGGUAAGUUUGAAUUAUCUGGUAUUCCACCAGCCCCAAGAGGUGUUCCUCAAAUUGAAGUUACCUUUGAUAUUGAUGCUAAUGGUAUCCUGAAUGUUUCUGCAUUAGAAAAGGGUACUGGUAAGACUCAAAAGAUUACCAUUACUAACGAUAAGGGUAGAUUAUCUCAAGAAGAUAUCGAAAGAAUGGUUUCUGAAGCAGAAAAAUUCAAGGAAGAAGAUGAAAAGGAAGCAGGUAGAAUUGCUGCUAAGAACCAAUUGGAAUCCUACGCAUACUCUGUCAAGAACACCUCAUCAGAAAAGGCAUUUGAAGAAAAGGUUGAAGCUUCUGAAAGAGAACAACUCACUAAGGCGUGUGAAGAAGUCAUCUCUUGGUUAGAUGAAAACCAAACUGCAACUAAGGAGGAAUUCGAAGACAGACAAAAGGAAUUAGAACAAGUUGUUAACCCAAUCAUGACUAAGUUCUACCAAGCUGGUGGUGCACCAGGUGCUGAAGGUGCUGCUCCAGGUGGUUUCCCUGGAGCAGGUCCAGCAGCUGAAGAACCAGCUGGUCCAACUGUUGAAGAAGUUGACUAA
Molecule: messenger RNA, 1938 nt
Organism: Pichia kudriavzevii
Lineage: Eukaryota; Fungi; Ascomycota; Pichiomycetes; Pichiales; Pichiaceae
Exons: 1
Coding region: 1-1938 (645 amino acids)
Biological process (GO): vesicle-mediated transport; cellular response to unfolded protein; SRP-dependent cotranslational protein targeting to membrane, translocation
Cellular component (GO): nucleus; plasma membrane; cytoplasm
Molecular function (GO): ATP-dependent protein folding chaperone; ATP hydrolysis activity; heat shock protein binding
Source: RefSeq, a predicted model, not a curated record